UAGUUUGAAAAUGGCCGUCUUCGCUAGCAUGUGUUUCGGAAUUUUCAUCGCGUCGCAAUAAUUUCAUCUCACUAGUGGUUCAUAUUUUUUUCUGUUUCAUUUCGUUCGAGUGUGUAGUAGAAUUCGCUUUCUUGCUUCACAUCCAACGAUAUUUGUUUAGUGUUUCUCACUCUCUAUAGUACAUCUGUCUAUAGAAUUUUUUUUUUUUUUUCAUUCGUAUUAUUCUCUGCGUGGAAGAAUUCCAUUGAAUUCAAGAGUACUGAGAGUUAUUUUUCGUACCGGGCAAAAUAAAAUUGAGUUGAUUGAGUGUUUCUACCGUUCCAUUCAACAAUAACAACGGAAUAAAACGUAUCAGCACCAGAGUGUGCGAAUAUAAAAAAUUUGGUUUUCAGUUUCACAUUUGCUAUCAUAUUCAUCAAGAGCAAAAGCGUCUCGCAAGAAAAUAUAAUUAAAUAGUUCAACAAGGUAAAUUCCUGCUGCUUCAAUUUUGCAAUUAUCAACGAUUGUAAAAUACAAACGCAUGUAAAACCCGUUACCGUCUGCUGAACGACCAGAAUUUCAAACUGAAACACCAUGCAUUUAUAACAUAUUUGGAUUAAUAUCGUCGAUAACUUUUAAAAUGCACCGAGUUCAAACCGAUCGAUUUACAUGGAGUAAACAAAAAUAAUGGAAUAAAUGUUUAAGAACAUUGCGGAAUUCAAUUAAAACCAACAAGAUCGACUAACAAGUGUUCAGUGGCAGAAAAAUAAACAACAAAUAUAUAAUAAUAAGAGCAAAUAUCUGGGAAAAAAGGGUAUUUUCGGAUUUAUGUGAUAGACUCAACAAAGAAAAGAAAAACAUAAAUAUAGAACCGAACGGACGUACCUUUUUAAAAAAAAAUCGUAUUGAUAUCAAUUGACUCAAAAACGAAACGAAGAAAUUCAAAGUGUUCAAUAUCAUUUGCAUUGUAAAUAAUUCAUAGGAAAAUCCCCAUUGUGAUUGUGGUGAAAAUAUUGAUAGCCACAGAAUAACAGCAAUUGAAAUAAAGAAAAGAAGAAGAAAAAAAAGCCGCCGCAACCGAAACGACAAAGGAAGUGAUAAAAACCCGAUUUCAUUAUAAAACAUGGAAAGUUCGCGUACAUCGAGUAAUGCGAGUGCAACAAAUACGGUGGCCGAUAAGCCUGAUGAGCUGGUAUCGUCAGGCGAUGUUCGUCAAUUGAAUUCGAGUCAAGGUCAGCAUGGCGAACCAGUCACCACGGCACAGGGUCACGUACAGUUGCAACAGCUAAACCAGCAGCAGCAACAACAAAAGAAAUGUCUUCAUCAUCGCAUUUUUGAUGCGAAUACCGGAAAUAUUGUGAAUGAACGUGUUGCCGCACUUACAAAUGCAUUGCUGCAGCAAGUAAAUCAACAAAAUUUGUCGCAAGCAACACAGCAAUUGAUUCAACGACCGUAUCCAAUGCAACAACAAUCGAUUCCACAACAGCAAUCGCACAUGAUUCGUUCGCACCAGCAACAACAAAUGCAAGCGUAUCAACAACCACAACAACAGUAUCCAAUGCAACAAAUGCCCCAAUCGAUUGCCAUCAACAAUUCCAUGAUGCAAUCGAGCGGUGGCUUUACAGUCGGCGUCAGCAACAAUUCAAUGGCAAACGCCUCAACAUCCAGCACAAAUGGAUCGUUGAUCCACAAUCAAAACGGACUUGUGCAACAAAUGAAUGCCGCUCUGUUGGCCGAACGAUAUCUGCUGUUGGAUUUGGUCGAGGGUAGUACACUGUACAAGUGUAUUGAUGUGAAAACACACGAAGAACUUGUUUGCAAGGUUGCCAAUAAUCCGUGCACAAAUCUAUUGUCAGCUCAUUUUCGAUUAGAUGGACACCCGCACGUAAAUCCAUUGCACAAAGUGAUUCAAGGUUCAAGCCAAACAUAUUUAUUCUUCACUCCGUCACAGGGUGAUCUCCAUUCAUAUGUACGUGUGCGUAAGCGUUUACGAGAGCCAGAGGCGAAACGUCUGUUUCGUCAGAUGUGUGAAGUUGUGAAAAGUUGCCAUGAGCAAGGCAUCGUGUUACGUGAUCUCAAACUCAGGAAAUUUGUCUUUGCCGACGCUGAAAGAACGCACCUUCGAUUGGAAUCACUUGAAGAUGCAGUUGUAUUGGACAAUCCAAAUGAAGAUUUGCUACAAGAUAAACGAGGCUGUCCCGCAUAUGUUUCACCGGAAAUUCUCAAAGCAAAUACCAUGUAUUCGGGCAAGGCGGCUGAUAUGUGGUCACUUGGCGUUAUUUUGUAUACGAUGGUCGUAGGACGAUAUCCAUUCAAUGAUUCGGAGCAUGCUUCGUUGUUUGCGAAAAUAUCGCGCGGUCAAUUCCUAGUCCCCGAUUGUUUGACAUCAAAAGCCCGAUGUAUGAUCCGUUCGUUGCUGCGCAAAGAGCCCGAAGAGCGAAUUUUAUCGGAGGAUAUAUUGUUACAUCCGUGGAUGAAUACCGAUGAUAAUCGUGAUUUCAGUAAAUCGUCAAGCGAUCAACUAGUGCCGGACAUCUGUGUUGACAAAGACGAUGUCUAGAGAGAUUUUUGUUUAGCUCAAGCCCUACUCAAACAACAACAACAACAAAAACAAGCUAGCUUUGAUAUGUAUCGCCGUUUAUUGCAGCCAAUCAAUACCUAUGUAUACUAUAUCACCACACUCGCGAAAGAAAAAAAACAAAACGAAAAUCCGUUACCAUCGAAUCCAAUUGUCCUUAUAUCUUGGCUUUUUUCUUUAUCCAAACUGAUGUAUUUAUUUGCUUUGUUCCUAAUCAGAACGCCUCUUUAACUUUUUUUUGGGUCAAGCUAAAAGUGAUUUGAGAACACAAACAAACAGAAAAUUGAAUUGUGAUCUCAAAAAAAAAAAACAAAAAACAAAUAUCGGAAUCUUUAUUUAAAUUAUACGAUAUUGAUAUUCUUCGUAAUAUUUUCCUUUUUUUCGAAAUAGCUAUCAAAAAAUUCCAUACGAAAUGGAACUUGUAUUAAGCUGUUUAGUUUUCAAUGAAUUGCACAUAACAUUUAUUUGAAGAAGAUGAAGAAAAAAAACACAAAAUGAUUUGUAUAUUUUUGCAAAAUAUUUGAAAAAUUAUCAUCAAAGUUAGACUGAACAGGUUUCAUAUAUUGCAUAUUAUGAAUUGAAUUAGAAACACAGAUGGAAGGCAAGAAUUGUCACACAUUUGCUAUUGUAUUUAAUUGAUAUUUUGUUCAAACAAAAAGUACAAUCGAUAGACAUACAGUCGCAAAUUGUAAGAGCAGACGAUUCAUUUCGCUGUACGCUGAAUAUAUUGACCAAUUUCCUUUUAUAUAUAUGGAAUUAACUUCAAAGUGUUUUCUAUGUUUAUACCGAUUCAAUACACAAAAUAUAUACAUGUAAAAAAAAUAACACAAAUGGUCAAAUCACACAGAAUUUAUUGUCGUAUGUGUUGGCUAAAUAGGCCACCGCGUGAUUAUUCGAUAUUUUGAUCAGAAAAAAAUAAAGAUUAUCCUUUAACUGUACUUGAAAAUGUUUAAUCAAACAGUUUGCACACUGGAUUCAUAUUUUUAUGUAAAAAGAUUUUAUUUUUUUUUCCUAAUAGAUUAUUUUUAUUUCUACAAUUGAUAAUAAUGCUUUUUAUAUAUAUUUUUUUUCGAUUUGUCUCCCCCCCUUCGUAAACAAAACACAUAUGACUUAAGACCACAAAAAAUCAAAUUGCAUACAACAAAUUAGAGAAAAUUACAAAAACUCUUCAGAAAACCAAUUUCUUUUUGCUUAAUUUUGACGCUAAUACGAUUAAUGUAGUGGUAAUUUAUAUAAAUGGAAUUUAAAUAUUCAUUUUUUAUUACAUGUGUAAUUUUUUCUUGUAUGUAAUGAAAGAGUAAAUUAUUGUGACAAAAUAUGACAAAAAUCAAAAAGAAAAUUACACGACACAAGUCGGACAAAAUGAAUAAAAAAAAAAUACAAUAUGUUUACAGAAA
Messenger RNA from Sitodiplosis mosellana (orange wheat blossom midge), 3954 nucleotides. Its product is annotated as tribbles homolog 2-like. Gene Ontology annotation, biological process: protein phosphorylation; positive regulation of proteasomal ubiquitin-dependent protein catabolic process; regulation of MAP kinase activity. Gene Ontology annotation, molecular function: protein kinase activity; mitogen-activated protein kinase kinase binding; ATP binding. The record is from RefSeq and is a predicted model, not a curated record. NCBI's taxonomy places the organism in Eukaryota, Metazoa, Arthropoda, Insecta, Diptera, Cecidomyiidae. The transcript is spliced from 6 exons. Gene Ontology annotation, cellular component: nucleus. Bases 1103 to 2539 code for a protein of 478 amino acids.